Molecule: messenger RNA, 1637 nt
Organism: Racocetra persica
Lineage: Eukaryota; Fungi; Glomeromycota; Glomeromycetes; Diversisporales; Gigasporaceae
Source: the annotation of a GenBank genome assembly
AUGAUAUUUGAAAAGUCAAAUCCUUUUCUUCCUCAUCCAAACAUUGAAAUCCCCGAGGCAAAAGCCAAUUUAUUUUCCAAGCUUACCUUUUGGUGGCUUAACGAUUUAAUGAGCUUAGGCUAUAAACGUCCUUUGGAAAAAGAUGAUCUGUACAUUUUGAAUGACAAAAGAUCUGCUAAAAAUGUUACAGAUAAAUUUGAAGCCGAAUGGAAAAAAGAAACUCAAAAAAUUGCGUUAGGAAAAAAACCAUCGUUAUUAAAAGCUCUAUUUAGAGUUUUGUGGGCUAGAUUUUGCUUUGCAGGUGUUGCUAGAUUCGGUAGUGAUAUAUUUGGAGUUAUUUCACCUUUGAUUUUAAAAUUGAUAUUGAAAUUUGUCUCUGACGCAUACUUCGCCAACCUUAAUAAUAGUGUGCAACCAGCUGCACAUGUUGGCUAUAUAUUAAUAAUUGUCAUGUCCUUAAUGGAGACGGGUUUUUUCAUUUUGCUUAACGUAUACUUAUAUUAUGUAAUGGAAACCGGUUUUCUCUCUCGCACUAUUCUCAUAACAACUAUUUAUCGGAAAGCUUUAGUCUUAAGUGGAAAAGCUAGAAGCUUAUUUACUAAUGGAAAGAUCACUAAUCUAAUGUCUACUGAUACUACACGUAUAGACUUUGCAUGCGUUUACUUUCAUGCGAUUUGGGCCGCUCCUAUACAAAUUUGUAUAGCAUUAGGCUUAUUAAUGUCUAAUAUUGGACCAUCUGCAUUAGCUGGCUUUGCUAUAUUGGUGAUAUUGGGCCCUAUGCAAGGAAAGGUUAUGUCACUAUUGGCACGUACCAGGGCUAAAGUCGCUGAUGUUACUGAUGAACGGGUAAAAUUGACACAAGAAAUUUUGACAGGGAUUAGAGCGAUUAAAUGUUAUGCUUGGGAAGAUAGCUUUAUAGAUGCUCUUAAUAAAUUAAGAAAUAAAGAGAUUGGUUUGGUUAGGUUUUUGUUAGUUAUUAGAGCUGCAUUUACCGGUUUUUCAAUGGUCUUUCCAGUAUUCGCUAGUAUCUUAUCAUUUAUAACAUUUUCAUUGACAGGAGGCAGACUAGACGUUGAAAUCAUUUUCUCUUCUUUAGCCUUGUUCAACCUUCUCCGAAUUCCUUUAAUGUUCUUGCCAAUAGGUAUAACUUCUGUUACUGAUGCAUACGUAGCAAUUAAUCGAAUAAAUGACUUUUUACAGGCUGAUGAAUUAUCGGUUUUACCGGGAAUCAAUCCGGACGAACAAUAUGCUAUUAAAGUUACUGAUGGUGAAUUUAUUUGGGAAAGUGCUCCAUCAGAAGAAAUUAUUGAUAAUUCAAAAAAAGAAAUGAAAAAUGAAAAAGGCGAUAAGAAUGGAAAUGAUUCUGCACCUGUUAUUGUUAAUGUAAAGGCUCCAGACACCUCUACAGCUUUGACACCUGAUGAUUUGGCUGAAAACUUUGAAAAUUCUCAUCAACUUUCUCCAACAUUUCAACUCCGUAACAUUAAUGUUUCAAUACCUCGUGGAAAGUUAAUUGCCAUUGUUGGUUUAGUAAGGUCUGGUAAAUCUUCAUUAUUGUCAGCUCUGAUUGGUGAAAUGAAAAGAAUUAAAGGAGAGGUCUUAUUUGGUGGAAAUGUUGGGUAUUGUCCUCAAACUAC